This is a messenger RNA of Saccostrea cuccullata (small rock oyster), 450 nucleotides long. RefSeq lists its product as uncharacterized. The transcript is spliced from 3 exons. The record is from RefSeq and is a predicted model, not a curated record. Bases 54 to 410 code for a protein of 118 amino acids. NCBI's taxonomy places the organism in Eukaryota, Metazoa, Mollusca, Bivalvia, Ostreida, Ostreidae.
CAGAUACCGCCUUAUCAGUUAAGUUCAAUACAUUGUAAAACGCAGAAAGAAAAAUGGAAAAAUUAUAUUUACAAAUUUUAUUAUUCUAUUUAAUUACUGUCUCAACAUCGUUUGCUACACGGUGCUAUACCGAUGCUGAAUGUAUGUCAGAUGAGUGUUGUUUCCGCCAUGAGGGCCCAAUGAUUGUGAGCAAAAGACAAGCUCUAGACUUACUUGGAACGCAUCAAGGAGUAUGUGAGAAGUACCAGGUACUCGGUGACAACUGUAGUCCCUUUGACAAGCUGAAUGGUCACUGCAGCUGUGGACAAGGCCUAACCUGUCAGUUCGUCCCCGCUUCCAGCACUAUGUCCGUCAAACGAAAACUUUACAUGCCCGGACCAGGGGCUUACCAAUGUGCACCAACUAUAUAAAUGUUUUUAAGUCUAUUAAUAAAUAACUUAAAAAGUGAAU